UGCCCAGGUGAGGUAUAGCAUCAGCCGGACCUACCCCAUGGGCCUCGAUUCCCACUUCGUCGUGGGUAGCGUCACCGGUGUCCUCUCUGUGGCCGUUCCUCUCAUGAACAGUGACACUAGCCAGGUUGCUGUGUUGGUGCGGGCUACGGACUCUGGCACACCUCCACUAUUCUCUGAUGUUAAUGUUACAAUUAGUCUCCUGACACCAGGAAGCACGUGUGGAGAUACAGCCUGUCCGCCUGUUGCGCCGAUUCUACACUGUGAGGAGUCAUCAUCAUCAUGUUGCAGCAGGUGCGAGCAAGGAUACUUCUGGGGCGCUGCUGCUUGUGACGCAUGCCCUCCCCCACAUGCUGGAUGCCGUGACGUGAUCUGCAUGUCCCCCAGCAACGUCAGUUGUACCAGCUGUCAUCCGGGCUUCUACCUCAAGGGCAGCACCUGUUUGGAGGGCAGUGUAGCAGGCGAUACAACUGACCCAGAGGAAGCGUCAAACGUCAUCUACAUUGUAGUUGGAGCUGUAGGUGGUGCAGUUGCUGGCUGCUUCGUUACCGCCGUCAUCGUCAUCGUGUGGAUGAAGAGGAGAACCAAACCUAGAGAGGACAAUGCUAACAACACAAACAUGUACACAUCGGCCUCCCAUUACGAGGACGUAGAUAACCAUUAUAGUAAAAUAGAGAUGCGGUACGUCAACACUAGGGGUAUAACAGAGACUGGUACUCCGGAUUAUGUGAACGGGACUUAGAACAAAGAAGCUGUUUACAGCCCUCUCCAGCGCAACAGGGAACGCGGAAACAUGGAGGAAAAAGAAACAGAUUACUGUAACAUCACCCAUGAUAGUGCCAGUGCAAACUGAAUAGGGAGAUUUUAAGAAGGUUUUUUUUGCGCCGUGCUCAUGAAUUAUUUUCAUAUUUAUGUAAUAUUCAUGUUUAUGUAAAAUUCAAAGUGUAUUAGGUAACUGGCUAUUUGUGCACGAACACCUGUCAAUACUUAUCCUUCAGUGUAACUAUCUUCACCUGUGCACGGGACAAAAUAACCUUGAUACCACAUAUCAAGUUCACAACAAGGAAGAUUUAUCAGCCUCAAGUGGAUGCUCAACAUUGUGAUAACAUUGAGGAAAUAUUCUGACGGAAGAUACUAGUAGAUGUGCAACAAAAUAUAUUUAAAGUACGCACCUAAUGAGAUUUGUUUAGAAAAGAAUAGUCUUGGAAUACAGUCAAGAUGUGAAAAUGAAUGAGGACCUUUUUGUUACCCUUUAUGUCCUGACAUCUAACUUACCACUUAUCAGCAGAGACUGUCUUCACUGUAACCUGCACAAGUUAACUCUGUCUUUACAACAGGAGCGCAUUCCGUUAGACUUUCACCCCUUCUGCCCUGAAGUAGGGUAUUCUGUUUGACUGAUACUUUAAACAGCUGCUGGACACACUAAAAGAUUUAGCAUAGUCGUUUAAUACAGAUUCCUUUGAAAGUU
This is a messenger RNA of Haliotis rubra (blacklip abalone), 1465 nucleotides long. RefSeq lists its product as uncharacterized. Gene Ontology annotation, cellular component: membrane. The transcript has 7 exons. NCBI's taxonomy places the organism in Eukaryota, Metazoa, Mollusca, Gastropoda, Lepetellida, Haliotidae. The coding region runs from base 38 to 739 and encodes 233 amino acids. Gene Ontology annotation, molecular function: calcium ion binding. The record is from RefSeq and is a predicted model, not a curated record.